Molecule: messenger RNA, 324 nt
Organism: Bursaphelenchus xylophilus (pine wood nematode)
Lineage: Eukaryota; Metazoa; Nematoda; Chromadorea; Rhabditida; Aphelenchoididae
Source: the annotation of a GenBank genome assembly
AUGUUCCAAUCGUGCUUUGUUGUGUUGGCGAUGAGUGUGUUGGCGUUGAUGAUCAAUGCGCGGCCGCAAAUGGAGAGCGCGGCCGCUGGCGGCUUGGCCAGCGGCCAGAUCGGCUCCAUGGGGACGAAUGGCCAAGUUGGCUCGUCCCAGCCGAUUGCUGACGCUGGACAAAAUGUUGGAGGCGGUGGAAUGAUGUCGGGUGGAGGUGUGGGCUCCGGUGGAGCCGGACCAGCGCCUGGAGUAACGAGCGGAGGAGCGGUGGGCUCCGGAGCAACUGGGAUGUCUGGCGGAGGAGCUGGAACCAUCGGACAAAGUGGCUUGUGA